AUCAAGUGUCACGACCGUACCCGCGAAAACGCUUCGCGAAAAAAAUACCAAGUGCUACAAGUGCUACACAAAGACAAACAGGGACCAUCCCUUCUCUAUACGUACACUUUCUUUACUACUUUAGUUCGCGGCCCCGUGUAAGUGGGCUCUCUCCCUGAUGAGAGACCGCCUUCCUUGUCACGAGGGUCCUUGGCCUUAGCCAUUCGUAUACAUAUAUACCUUACUCAGCCUGCCCAUCAUUCAAGUUCAGUAACUUCACUCUCUCGGAUCCCGUACUGUAGGUAGUCCCGAUCUCGUAGUCGUCUCCUUGUGGCGUCGUCGCAGCCGUCGUCGUCUUCAAUUCCAUUGUUCUCUCCCGUCCCCUUCGUGUGUCUCGUGAGCUUUAUGACCACAAUGUCGGACUUAGACUCCUUUACUCUUUUCUCCCUGUUGCCUACAGAGUUGAGGCUUCAGAUAUGGCGACAUACCUGCCACCCUCGGGUCGUCGAGGUCUUGUACGACGACCAAGAAGACCGGUGUGCGUCAACCACGGUACCACCGGCCACCCUUCAUGCAUGCCGAGAGUCGCGGUUCGAAGCAUUGACGAUAUAUAAAAAAUCAUUUGGCACCAAAACCCACGAACCCAGGAUUUACUUCUGCCCAGAAAUAGACACCCUCUACCUACCUCGACCACCUUAUAUGGGCUAUGACGACGCCAUAAGAUCAUUCUCGGAGCUUGUCCUGGAUACCGACGACACUGUCAACCUGGCUAUCGAUUAUGUCAACCCUGACAUUAGACGCCCAUGGGAGACGUACAACAAAUAUGCCCUGAUGCACAGUUUCCCCAAGGUGAAAGAGGUCUACCUGGUCCUGGACGCAGACGCACCGGCGGAAGAGCACAUCUAUGAAGACCACGACGACCACGAAGAUAUAGGACUAGUCGAUCCAUCGGGAGAUAUAAUGGUUCUCUGCCGACUACUUUCCGAAGUCAAGGAAUCAUUUUUCUACGAGGUCGGGUCUACCUACACGGUCAGCGAUACGAAGGAGGAAUUCUACGAACAGCCCGUCUUGCCUCCCCUUGUGUUGAAGUCGAAGGUCACACAUCAUACACACCACGAGCAUACACACCAUGACCACCCACAUUACGAUCAUACGCAUCACUCAUAGAGGGAGCAUGGAACGGCUUUCUCUUAUGCCUAAUAUAAAUAUCAGGCUUUAGUUAAAUCCAUGACACGAAAAGACGUCAUGUUGUAGGUUUAUAGGGUAUUCUUAAGAAAGAUACCGCGAAAUCAGCAUAAUGAUAAUGAUAUAAAUAUUGAACUUCACCUUCGUCAUAGCCCAUCGGCAAAUAUUGAGUAGGAGUAAAUGUUUGCUGAGAUCUAAGCCUUCACCGCCUGCAAGCCUCAUUUCGUUAUCGUUUUACUUUGUCUUGAAGUCAACGGCACUUCCCUGCAAACCAAUAGCAGGUACAUGAGGCUUUCCAAAAACAAGGUCAGAUGG
Messenger RNA from Annulohypoxylon truncatum, 1479 nucleotides. RefSeq lists its product as uncharacterized. The transcript has a single exon. The record is from RefSeq and is a predicted model, not a curated record. Lineage: Eukaryota; Fungi; Ascomycota; Sordariomycetes; Xylariales; Hypoxylaceae. The coding region runs from base 385 to 1146 and encodes 253 amino acids.